Messenger RNA from Alosa alosa (allis shad), 2875 nucleotides. Its product is annotated as LIM zinc-binding domain-containing Nebulette-like. NCBI's taxonomy places the organism in Eukaryota, Metazoa, Chordata, Actinopteri, Clupeiformes, Clupeidae. Gene Ontology annotation, biological process: cardiac muscle thin filament assembly. The record is from RefSeq and is a predicted model, not a curated record. Gene Ontology annotation, molecular function: actin filament binding. Gene Ontology annotation, cellular component: Z disc; focal adhesion. The transcript has 10 exons. Bases 337 to 1386 code for a protein of 349 amino acids.
CAUGUGGUUUGGGGAAGUCGCUUUUGUCGCGUCGGUGAUUCCCGCUGUCUGGUCGUUUUAAGGUGCUGUGUCACACGAGCAGCUCGUAUACGUCUGUGCAAUUCUAAUGCGGCACCCACAAGACAGGAGCAUCGCAUCCGUGGCGACUACUGUAUUUAUUUAACUGCGUGCGCGCACGCGAAAGAGAGCGAUCGACCAUACUCUCGGUCGCCAGUGUAUUUGUCGUUGUCCUUACUCGUGAUGUGAACAAUGAGCAUUUAGGAACUAUUUUGAAAGGAUACCAUAUUUUUGUAGCCUACACAACAGACGAAAUUGACAGACUCGCGUGUUUUCAAAAUGAAUCCUCCGUGCGCAAGAUGUGGGAAAAUUGUCUAUCCGACAGAGAAAGUGAAUUGCCUCGAUAAGAACUGGCAUAAAGGAUGUUUUCACUGUGAGGUCUGCAAAAUGACCCUCAACAUGAAGAACUACAAAGGCUACGACAAAAAGCCGUACUGUAACGCGCAUUACCCGAAGACUUCCUUCACCAUCGUCACGGAUACACCUGAGAACCUGCGCCUGAAACAGCAGAGCGAGCUACAGAGCCAGGUCAAAUACAAGAAGGACUUUGAGGAGAGCAAAGGCAGAGGCUUCAGCAUCGUGUCUGACACUCCUGAGAUGCAGAGACUGAGAAAAACCCAGGACCAGAUCAGUAAUGCCAAGUACCAUGAGGACUUUGAGCGCGCGCGGGGUCGUGGUGGCACCCCUGGGCUGGAGGACCCCACCCCCCCCCACCCCCACCACAACAACCAGGUGAUGAGCGAGGCCGCCUACAAAGGCGUGCACCCACAGGUGGUAGAGAUGGACCGUAGACCGGGCAUCAACGUAGACCUGAAGGUGUGGCGCACUGAUCCUGGGUCCAUCUUUGAUUUUGACCCCGUGGAGGAUAAUAUUCAGUCCAAGAGCCUGCACAGACUGUCCGAGCGGGCCAGCCGGCUGAGCAGGCAGCAGUCGCAGCAGUCACUGCCGUCCCAGGCCCAGUCCGUGUGCAGCUCCAUCGGCUCCGAGCUGUGGGACCGCAGUGUGUCUGUGUGCAGCAGCAGCUCCGCCAUGCAGUCCCAGCCGGACAGAGGUGCGUACCACCAAGGAGGACAGCACCAGGGACACUACAUGCACCAGAGCAGCAUGUCCUCAGUGAGGUCUGUCCAGUCUCCCCCUCACUCCGCCACCAUGAGAGUGUAUCGCGCUCUGUACGACUAUGCCGCCCAGGACCAUGACGAGGUGUCUUUCCGCGACGGCGACGUCAUCAUCAACGCGCAGCCCAUCGACGAGGGCUGGAUGUACGGCACCGUCCAGAGGACCGGCAGGUCCGGCAUGCUGCCCGCCAACUACGUGGAGUGUUGCAAUUAGAGGGGAGGAUCUGGUUGGGUUUUUUUGGGGGGGCAGGGGGAUACGGUAGGAUAAUUCGACAGAACACCUGCCCUCAAACCCCACCCCAGCUCCCGCCCUAGCUGUGGGGGCAAUAGAAGUCCUGGGAGGCUGAGGAGUCGAGUGUGCUGUAGUUCCGAGGCACACUGCAGCCAUAAUGUUAGCUACGCUGUUUAGAUCUCUAUGAGCAUGACCUGGACAGGUAUUCAACUCCUUCUGUGCCACACAUUAAUACACAUCUUGCUUUAUAAAAACUGUGAUUCUAUGCUUAUGGGGAUGUUAAUGUCGUGUUAUUGUUACUGGAUGAAAAUACUGAAACGGAUUAUGGCCCAGUAUGUCUAGUUCUGCUCAGGUAGGAUCGGCAAGCAGGGAGAGAGAGAAUAUGAAUAUAGAACAUAGAAUGGUCAGUAGAAUUGCUCCGCCCUCAGGACUUCUAUUGGAAGGACAGACCUGCCUUGUAUUAUUCCUUUGUGUCUCUAUUUUUGUUAACUUUCACAUUUAGGUGUUAUCACUAAUACAUUUUUUUAUUAUUGUUAUUAUUAUAAUUAUAUGGUUAUUAUAAUUUACAAAAAAGGAAAAACAUUGAGUGACAGACUCUGGGUUCUUCAGUAAGGUGGUCUGCAGCAACACAACCUGUUAUGUUAUUAUUAACACUUUUUUUCUUAUGAGUAUUGUGUUAUUAUUAACUUUUUUUUUUCUUAUGAGUAUUGGGUUAUUAUUAACUUUUUUUUUUCUUAUGAGUAUUGGGUAGUUCAGUGCUGUAGACAUGGUAAACAAUAUCUCCUGUCUCAAUGACCUUGACUGUGUUGUAUGUUUGUAUACAAUAUGCAUGUACAGAAUACUAACUGGGAUCUAUAGUGCGUUUUCUGAGGCGAAGUCCAACUCUAUAGAUGUUGAAGCAAAGUUCCAGCAGGUUGUUUAAGACAUCAUUCUGUGGCUAGUGGCACGAGAACACCAUGAAAAGAUAUGUGUGUAUAUUAGUACUGCGGAAUCACAAGGUUGUUUAGGUGCAGAGAUAAUUGCAGCACUGUCUGUGAUGAGGGCAGUCCAAAAUAUUUCAGUUACAUAAGCAAUAUAUCGUUUUGUCACUUAGAUACACAUAUACAGAACACCCUUAAAAUCCAUGUUUCUGUGACAGAUUCAUGGAUGUUGACUUUUUGUGUCACUCAACUCAACUGAAAGAAUUGACAUUAUCCAGAAUAUUCCACAUUAUUCCAACUCCAUAAAGGAGAUGCAAAUAACCAUAGUGUGUUGCACAUCUAAUGGUUUUAAUCAAGUUUCUGCACAUCCGUCUUGGGUUAAUAUUCUCUUGUACAAAAAGGAAAUAAAAGUGUUUCCCUUUGUUGAUUUGAUUGUGUUAACAAAUUCACUGUACCAGAUAAUAAUUUCUUUUGAUAACCAAUGCACCUGAGUUUUUAUUAAUUGCGGUGGUUCACAUGUGUGACAAAUAAACUGCUUUGUCAACAUUCAA